UGUGAAUGGGGACCGAGUCCGGCUUGUGACAGCUCCUCCUCGGCGGUGAAGCCUCAGACACAUCGCUCCUGCCCGUCCAGCCCGGUCCUCCGCUCCCAGACUCACCGGCAGUCCACGGCCCAGCUCCUCCGGUACAGAGCACGUUCACUGUGGUAGUGUGGCACUGGCACUCCUGUAGUUGGGUUAGUGCACCGACUCGUGUCUUCUCAGCCCGGUAAGUUAGCGGAGCCAUACUGACGGACGGAGCUGUCUCUAUCUGUCCAGGAAUGAGAAAUGAUGGCCGGCUCUUCAGCAGAGGAGAAGACCUUCCGACGGUUCCUGGAGCUCUUCCUCCGGGAGAUGAGGAUGCCGCUGCAGGAGAGCGACCCGGUGCCGAUGCGCCCUUUGUCGGACCAGGUGUCUGAGGACGAGGUGGAGGGGGAAUGUCUCGACCUGUGUCUCCAGCACCUCUACAAAUAUAACUGUCCGUGUUCCCUGGCUGCAGCUCUAGCCAGAGCCACAGCAGACAGCCUCCUGCAGACUGACCUCUCCAUCCACUUCCUCACUAAGACUGUUGAAGAUGGAGCUGACCCACUACCACUGAUGGAUGCUGUGACGCUGGCCCGGCUGGUGUUUAAUAGACUGUUUGAGGUGUGCUGCCUCUGGUUGAAGGAGCUGCCCUUCCGCCGCCGUCCACAGCCAUACUACGAAACUUCCAUCCACGCCAUCAAGAACAUGAGGCGCAAGAUGGAGGACAAGCAUGUCAUCAUCCCUGACUUCAACACACUCUUCAACAUUCAGGAUCAGGAAGAACAAGCUUUCUUUGCAGUCUUUGACGGCCAUGGUGGUGUGGAUGCCGCCAUUUAUGCUGCCAAUCACCUCCACGUCAACUUAGUUCAUCAGGAAUCCUUCAACGAGGACCCCAUCGAGGCGCUCUGCAAGGCCUUCAAAGUCACUGACGAACACUUCAUGAAAAAGGCAUCAAGAGAGCACUUGCGCUGUGGCACGACAGGCGUGGUGACGUUCCUGCGGGGCCAGACGUUGUAUGUGGCCUGGCUGGGAGACUCCCAGGUCAUGCUGGUCAGGAAAGGACAGGCCGUGGAGCUGAUGAAACCACAUAAACCAGACAGAGAGGAUGAGAAGCAGAGGAUCGAGGCUCUGGGAGGCUGUGUGAUCUGGUUUGGCACAUGGAGGGUUAAUGGCAGUCUAUCUGUAUCCAGAGCAAUAGGGGACAAAGAGCACAAACCCUACAUCUGUGGGGAUGCAGACCAUGAUAUCUUCCCAAUGGACGGUUCAGAAGACUACCUGAUUCUGGCCUGUGAUGGAUUCUGGGACACAGUAAAUUCAGAUGAGGCAGUGCGGGUGGUCAGCGACCACCUCGAGGAGAACUCUGGAGAUACCACCAUGGUAGCCCACAAGCUAGUGGCCUCUGCUCGUGAUGCGGGCUCAAGUGAUAAUAUCACAGUCAUAGUGGUCUUUUUGCGGGACCCUCGCACCCUACCACCUACCGGCUCAGAGAACGAGGAGAAGGGUGUUGUAGAGAGGGGGGUAGAGGAAGUAGCGGAGGUGGAGGAGGGAGAACGGGAAGACGAGGAGGAAGAUGAGACAGCCAGGUUAGAGCGCAGUGGUGGUGAAGGAGGGAGCACUGCGAACAAUGGAGGGAAGAGUCGUGGGGGAUGGCCCCAACAGCAGUGCUCGGCCCCUGCUGACCUCGGCUAUGAAGACCGAACAGACUCGUUGACGGACAGAACUAGCCUCAGCCUGCUCGGGCCAUCACUUGAGGGCCAUAUCUCCCUGACAGGGGGCUCACGACAGCCCUGCUCCGGCUUUAGUUCAGACCUCUUUACAGCCUCCCACAGCUACAGAGAAGAACGCCCAGUGAGGCGUGGGUCCUGUAUUCCUUUGCAGGGGUCUAGCAUCUCUAGCUUUACGGACCCACUCUGGCCCCAGACAGCUAUGCUUUUAGGCCAGGCAAUGAGGAAAAGCCGCAUGCUUGGCUCUGAUAGAAGGCAAUUGGGCCGGAGGUGGCCAGUCAGAUUUAGGGAGAAGCUAGGCCUAUUACCAUCUGGUCGCCUGCCGCCUCACAUGCAGCGCUACUCCAACUGUAGGCCUGGAGUGGCAGUGCCUCACCUGCCCAAUGAUGCCAUCAUCUAAAGAGGUGCUCCAAACCAAACCAUCUCCUUAAUUUAUUCAGUCCGGCUCCAUGCCCCCUCAGCCCACCCACCUACCACUGCCUUCAACAACAGGUCCUUCUUUGAUAACAGUUAGUUGUGGCUCCUGCAGUUGUCAUGUGAUAUUUGAUUCUCUGUCAGAAGAGUGGUGCUCACUUUCCUCAGCCAAAAUGUUACCAAAUGUUUGCUGGCCCACUGAGCACAGGACCUGCUCCUCAAUGCUGGAGGUAAAAUGCAAACCUAGAUCCACUCCAUUGUGACCAUUGAUCAAAAUUAAGCCUGAGCUGGAAAUGCUGUCUGAACAUUAGUUAAAGUUUAAUGCUUGGUUGCUCCACUCUUGACAGUGUUAAGACAGAAAUGAGGUAUGUUUAAAUUAAGUAUACAGACAAAGAAAAGAUAAUUAUCUCACCACUUAGCUUACAGAAGAAGAGUAUACACCACAUGGCCAACACUAUGUGAACACUUGAACUUUGCUGAAUAUAUCACUGCAUGAUCACUGUUGGGUUAUAAGACCCUCCACUCUUCUUUAAAGGGUUUCUUUCAGAUUUUGGAGCCAAGAUCAUUUAGCCAUUUUUUGUGAUGUAAGUAAAAGUAGUGCUAGCAGAUACUGCAGUUUGAAGGUAGCACUGAUAUUAAUAUUCCUACCAUACAACAGCAAUGAUAUGUACUUAAGUAAGCCUUUGAAUUUGGUUAUUAAAGAAUAACAAGGAAUUUAUUUAGUGAAGAACACUUUGAAACCAAAAGUGCUAACGUUUGUGCAUCAUUACUUAAUUGACCCUUUCACACAAAUUUGUAUUAUAGGUUGAUUGUAUGAUCACACAGCUUUAUUAUUUUCCUUACUUCUAUUUUCUGUUACCGGUGUAGGUUGAGGCAUCACAUCAUCUUUUGUCUUAAGAGAGCAGUCGAGAAUGUCAGCGACCUAGCAUUAUAUUAGGGUCAAAUUGCACAGCUUCCCUCUUUGUCCUCUCUCCUGUUCCUCCCUCACAGUUAACUAAAGUUCAUGGAGGAGGACGGAACAACUGCUGAUCCUGGUUUCUGAGACUGGAGGCACAUGCUGUUCUGCCCCCUCUCACAGAGUCACUGACCCAGCCAUUAUCAAGCCACAUUUCGUCUACAGAUAAAAGCACUUAACACCUGAUUAUAAAAGAUUAUCAGUCACUUACCUGAAUAAAGGCUUAAUGUAGUCCAGUAUUCCAGAUGGGGAUAUAACCCUGGGUUAAUGGGUUUUACGGUGAGUGAAGGGAGUAUGGAUAAUAUAUUUUUGUUAUAUAUUUGCUGUUGGGCCACAUAGUUAUUGGAAGUAUUUCAAGUGUAUUGACCUUCACACAAAACCCACUGAACAGAAGCGUUUUCCAGCAGGCUUGAUGGACUGUUUAACGUUGGACUGGGAUAGCUGCAGAACACGUGCCUUCCAUGUGUGUUACUAAAGCCUACUCUCCAUACAUAGACGUUCACUAAUUAUUUAUUAUCAAUUGGAAUUUAUAUUAAUAUCACCAUUGAAGACAAGUCUGGGUUAUGCAUUCAAAAUAAUGUUUGACAUUGUGCAAAACAUGCUUAAUCACUUCAUUGAAGAUUAAUGCCAAGCGAAACUAAUCAUAAACCGACGGAAGCUUCUUAUUUAGCGUACAGACACGAGAGUGGUAUUCAUCCUCUCAACAAGCAAGUGAAUUUGCCAAAAUGUUGAUUAUUAUAUUUAGUAGCGCUAUAGUCCUCUGGAUAACAUAAAGGGAAUCUGCCCAUUUCCUGGAGGCCUUAGUAGCCUGAGACAAGAGAACAAGAGUUUUCUAUCUGUAAAUAUAGUUGUGGUGUUAACAGCUUUAUAAUUACGCAGCAAACAUCCCAGUCAUCACAAACUCCAAGAUAGUUCCCUCUGUCAGAGUAGUCCACUGAGGCCAGCUCCCAUGGCCCCACAGUGUCUUUAUAAUUGGAUUUUCCUCAGAUCUGAUCCAGAUUCUACAACGGAGAGCCCCCUCUGUGUGCUCGAACAUGCUGCUGACAAGCCUGCACUUCACUUAUGUUAGCAAGUCCUAGCAAGCUCGGUCUUUAUGCCACCAUUCUUAAGACUGAUCUCUCCUGACUGAGACAUAGAAACCUGGUCUCUGCUGAUAUUCAUUGGUUUUAAUUUAUCUAACACCAGAUAUGGUAGGUAGUCCAUCCAAACAUAAUAAACAAACGAGUAUGUAACCAUCAAAUAAUAACCCUCCUCUUGGUCUAUAUGAUGACACUAUUAUGAAAGGUUUCAUGUAAUCCCUUGAUGCUAAAGCUAAGCCCCAUUACCAGUUAACUGGGUGAGACUAAUCUAUGGAAAGACACUUUGCAUUAAACGUAUAACAAUAUAGUAUUACUGUAUCUAACCUUGAAUAACUAGACAAACUAUCCCACAAAUCUACUCUGAAAACUGCUAUGAUCAUUAAUUAAUUACAUAACUCGGAUGGCCAGUCACAUUCAAAGAACAUUACCCUUAACACACUUUUGUUCCCUUUUGUUGUUGGAGCACCUGACGUUCGCUAAGCCCCACCCCCUUACUUAACAUUGCUACACCUGUCACUUUGCGAGUAACUGAUUUACCGAAUCAAAAAUCAAGCUAAUCUUUGAAACAUACAUUUUGCUAAUAUUAGCAUAUUAGGUACUUAGCUUCUUAUUGUCUCCAGUAAAUAAUGUCCCGCCAAUACAUGGGCUCGAGCAACAGUUCAUCAGACAACUAAUUAACAUCUAGUAUACCAGGAAAAUAAGCGCUUGGAAAUAUGAUCAGUGUGAUAAGAACUACCUAAAAUGAAAGAUACCAUCUUUGAAAAUUAUUUGAUAUUAACUUGCCUCACCUAUACUGCAAUCAAGACGCCUUUGGGAGAAGUCACGUCGUCCAUCUUUAUAUAGUCAAUUGGACUUAAUGAUGUGUUUAGCAAAUGAAAUGCUAUUUAAUGUUAAGAUUUAGCCGGAGUUGCUUCAGCUGCUAACGUUCCAAAAGACGUGAUACAGACGGUUGGAGAAGCCAGACACACUUCAAUAAUUUCCAAACGCUUUUUGCUUGUGUAUUUGGUUUGGCAAAGGCUAACAAGGACAUGGUCAACGUGAUGUGACGUGCCAUGCUGUGCCUAGUUGUGGUUGCUUAGCUGUGAUUGGACAAUGACUGUUCAGGAAUGGGGUUUAUCAAACGUUUAUUAAUUAUUCCUUAACAUUCCCUAACACCGUCAUUCCCCAAUUUCUUUGAUUGAUGCAGUGAAUUUACAAAUGUCAGGAUGUUAGUGAUAACCAGGAUCUGUUACUUGUGCCUCCACUUUCCUGGCCCAUGUCACCAAAAGAGGAAACACUGAGAAGAUGAGACAUUUAAAAAAGUGAUUUAUCCAACAACUGGUACUGGUUUGUCAUCCCUGACAAAUGCGGCCACAACUUCCCGUUUUCAGUCUUGCUGGUAGACGGAGACUCACCUCGGAUUUUCCUCUAACCAUCCUGUGGACUGUCAAUGAAGCAGAAUGUACCUCAUGACCCAGAACGUUCUCAAAGACUCUGUGAAGGUUGUGGUUCUUCUUUUUGGGGCUUCUAGCCAUGAGGAAGUACUGUCUAGACACUCAACACAGAAAAAGCCUGUCUCUAGAGGCAUUGGUUGAUAUGCGGAGAAGAUGGGAGAAGUACCAGAAAACAAUGGAAAUCACAGUCAUCUCAACUUUGUCACUUGGGCAUGGAUGUGUAUGUAUAUUAUGAAUACUCAUUGUGAGUUGAGCAAUUGCUGGAAGAGUGUAUAUAAUAAUUCUGUCUUAUAAAUCAGUGGUUUUACUCCAUGCUCCACAAGGCUCAACACAUGGCUCAGAUAUUGACUUUAAACGGUCGGAUGUUAGGCUUUAAACAUCCCCUACCACCACACGGAGGUGGAGGUGAUGAUGUUGAGGCCUGAGGGGCAUCACUCUCGGAACUCGGCCUCUGCCUUCAAAAGCUACUAAGGUAUAUAAAGGCGCUGGACUGGUCUGGCAUUGGCUGGAAGGUUGUAGUGUCCUAUAAUGGCCUAGCUGCUGUUUCACCCUGCUUUCUCACCCCUCAAAUCUUGGGAGAAAAUAUCUAAAGAUGUUUAUUAUCGGCUUAAAUUACUGUUGUCUCCAGUCUUCAGCUUUGAGUUCUUUUUUUUAUUAUUAUCAGUAUGAGCCUUAAAGAAGCAUCUUGCCAAUCAGAUUAUAUCAGUAGUUUGUAGGUUUUUAUUCCAACUCUGCAGGCGUUAGAUGAUGAGUAAGGUGUUGAUGAUAGAUGAGGAACACACAAGAGAACCGAGCUGCUGUUGAGUUGGGGCCUCACUUUGUUGUCAUUUACAUCAUAGAUGAGAUCUUUUACAUGGCACACACAGGGCAGAAAACCCCAAAGAGACAGAGAUGACACCAGGAGACAAAACAUUUUCUCAGGAUCUUGUUAUAAUGACAACGAUUUCCAUUCAAACUGACAUUAGGAGUCACUGCAUGUUCUUCUAAAUAAAAAGGACUAGCUACUUUUGCGUUAACCUCAUCAUUCCCAACAAUAAAUGGAGGGUUCAUUCCCCCCGAAACGCUUUUUGCACAUAUGGAAGUAAGGUCAAAUAUGUGCUGAUGAAUUCAAAGAUUCGCCAAAUUCUCUUUCUUUCCUCACACAAAAAUAUAUCAGUUUUCCUUUAAACUCUAAAAACAACCUAUGUUUUUUUUUCUUUUUCUAGACUAGUGGCCUCUUGUGGUCGUGUGAAUAAGGACAAUUGUCCACAAGAAGCCAAGGCUAAUGUAGUGUAGUGUUGUUAUUUUUCAUUAAAAUGAGAACAGUCUUGAAAAGAUGUGCAUGUAACUCUAUAGGUAAAAGAAAAACAUGUGGCACAACCGAGACAAACUGGGCACAGUGCCAAUGCUAACGAGCUGGUAUAAUGUUUUGUAGUUAGGAGUGCUAGCAUGCUAACAUUCGAUAGCUAGCGCUAGUGCAACGUACAGUUGAGACUGAUGGAGAUGUUAUUAUUUCGCGAGAAUUCAGGUAUAAGCCAAGUCAAAUAAACAUGUUGACCCGGCGAUGGCAGUUAUCACAAUUAAUAUCGAGAGGAGAAUCUGAACGUCUGCACCAUUUUCAAAACUUUACAAUGCUAAGGUGGCUGCUUCUACUGUUGACCACUUGAGAUACUUUGUCGUGUUAACAAGAUACUUGGUCCUUUGACAUUAUUACAAGAUUCUUGAGAUGUUUAAAAUGAUUAUUAUUAUUAUUAUAACAAAAUACAAUUGUAUUUGUUUGGUAACUGGUGGUAUUUCUGUGCUGCUCUGGCCGACACUUUGGGGCAUGUUGUGCUUGUGGCUACGCCUCGGAGCAGCUGUGCAGUGCAGCAGCAGGUUCCCAUCCCCUGGGAUUAACUGUUGGUUUCGGUUUAAAUCCCCGACGGUUUCACAGCAGGUCUUCCAGAGCUCAGGAAGUGAAGCGCUGAGGAUGUGCACCACAGCAGCGCUCGGUGACAGGGACGCGUGGGCGGCAGUCACCCCAACCCUGUGAAUUAGUUAUAGUGUGCCGUUACUCAUCGUAUUCAAAAUUGCUAGAAGUCGUCACUGUAUGAGCAAUAAAGACGUUUCACCAUCUUUAAAUCGCUGUAAAUCCUCUACCUAAGCUUGAGAAAAACCCCUCACUCACUCAUGCUCUGCUGCCUGCACUAAAAAGAUCCUCUGAGUCGGAAGUAUCCUUCCCCUGAUAAUAGAAGCGAGCAGAAGUCCGGCUCUGCCCUCCUGUAAUCUGUGUCUAAGUUUAGGGCCCUCCAUGAAUCUGCACUGUGUGUCCUUGUACACAAAAAAGCUUUUUUCUAUUUCUCUGUAAGCAAUAAUGACGUUGCUUUAAGAGGCUCUCCGGGGGUUUGUCUUCUGCUGAUGGAUGCGGCGAGAUGCAGUUGUCAGCCAUACUCGAAAAGGUCACAGAGCAUAACCGCUGAGUUCCUGAAGUCAAUUUCCUAUUCGUUUUUCCCACAGAGGAUAGGAGUAUGAGUCACAAUCUGCGGCUUCACACACUCCUACACCUCCUGCAAGAAGUCAUCAGUCAGCCUGAUUUCACCUCCUCGUGAAAUAUGACGUCACUGAGAUCUAAAGCUUAUCAUGCACGUUUGUGGAAAAAUGAAUGUGAAGUUUUCUUCGUGGUACAGGAGGCAGGACUGUUCAGUCGUAUCGGCCUUCCUCUGCAGUUUGGACGUCCGUGUACAUUUGAAAUGAUUGAUUGGAGUCUUUCAAGUGUAGGUCUGAGGAGGCGAUGGGACCGAUGAGGGCUCUGAUUCAUUCAGGUCCACAGUCCGCUUCUUUUUAGUCCUCCAGACGUGGAGACAAGCCGCAUGAUUGGCUCUUAUUCAACAUGCAGGAUAGGUAUAUAAAACAAAAAAAACUGUAAAAACCCACGUUGAGUACCUGUGUUAACUGUGUUCCUGUAGUAUAUAAUUAUGUGUAAUGUAACUGGUGACUAAUUAUCAUGUAUAUAAAGAUUAG
Molecule: messenger RNA, 8593 nt
Organism: Platichthys flesus (European flounder)
Lineage: Eukaryota; Metazoa; Chordata; Actinopteri; Pleuronectiformes; Pleuronectidae
Gene: ppm1e
Product: protein phosphatase, Mg2+/Mn2+ dependent, 1E
Exons: 7
Coding region: 274-2133 (619 amino acids)
Biological process (GO): protein dephosphorylation; negative regulation of protein kinase activity
Molecular function (GO): cation binding; protein serine/threonine phosphatase activity
Source: RefSeq, a predicted model, not a curated record